This is a messenger RNA of Pyricularia grisea, 1323 nucleotides long. RefSeq lists its product as uncharacterized. The transcript has 6 exons. The coding region runs from base 1 to 1323 and encodes 440 amino acids. Gene Ontology annotation, cellular component: plasma membrane. The record is from RefSeq and is a predicted model, not a curated record. Gene Ontology annotation, molecular function: G protein-coupled receptor activity. Lineage: Eukaryota; Fungi; Ascomycota; Sordariomycetes; Magnaporthales; Pyriculariaceae. Gene Ontology annotation, biological process: adenylate cyclase-activating G protein-coupled receptor signaling pathway; cell surface receptor signaling pathway.
AUGGACACCCUUGACCAUGCCAUUGCUCGCCGACACAUACCUUAUGGCAUGACCGCGCCUCAAAAUGAUGAAGAGCAACGGAUACUGAGCACCGCAAUCGCAAUUGCUACAUCAUUAUCCAUCUUGGGUGCUGGGGGCAUCAUUCUCAGCUUCGCGACCUUUCGAGACCUAAGGCUGUUUAGACACCGUUUGAUCCUAGGCCUAGCCAUCAGUGACUUCCUGCGAGCCGUUGUAAUACUCGUGCCCGCAGCGUUGGAUUUGGCAAACCAGCCAUUGACAGCAGUUUCGAACUACAGUGCUUGCGUCUGUGAUGGCUUCAUGGUUCAACUUUUUGUCACCCAGUCAGACUAUUGGAUAUUGAUGAUCGCAAUAUAUACAUUCAUCAUUGUGACGGGGCAAAACCAGACAGCGGCUUGGAUAGACAAUCACCAAAUUAUUGUCCUUGCCAUUCCCUGGGCUAUAUCCGUUACAUCUGCUAGCGUCAGCCUCACAAUAUCAAGUUAUAAUGAUAUUGGCUCAUGGUGCUGGAUUCACGAGGAGAAUAUCAGGCUCUGGUACAAUUUCGUACCUAGGUGGACCAUCAUUAUUGCUAUGCUGGUAAUGUAUGCGCGUAUAUCAGUCGUUCUAAGAAAGGCGCAGCGGGGCUUCGGAACAGCGGCCUCGAGGAGGACUACUGCCGGUCGUCCAAACUCAGGAGAGCCAAAACAAGAUAGCCUCGAUUCCUUUGAGCCCCUGAGUCUCGCAGAAGAAGGUGGUCGAUGCUCUGUCACAGAGAACAGUAACAGACUUAGAAAGCUUGCCCGCCACAUGGCCCUAUACCCAAUCAUUUACAUCAUUCUAUGGAUUUUGCCGACGAUAGUCGUUUUAUAUCAUGUCUCGACGAACACCCCAGCCCCUUUUCCUCUCCAGACAGUGGACAAGUCCUUUAUUGUUAUUCAGGGUUUUGUCAACGCCAUCACAUAUGGUGUCAGCGAGUCAUCCGUUGCCUGUUGGCGCACAUUGCUUUUCUCCCAAGAUGUAGAGGAGAUCGCGAAGCAGGAUGAAUCGCAUUUCUCUGGCUCACCCGGAGGGAUGACAGCAGAACAACGGAAUUCCCAUACUUCGAUUUCGCCAAGUCUCAGCAUGGCUUUGUCACCAGAGAGACUUUCCGGCUCAAUCUACGAGGAACUCGAGAAUGAUGCGGACAAUCACCACGGCGGUGUUUAUGAAGAUGAGACUCGUUCUCUUGGACUUGAUGAUUUGGGAAAUACAUUGGACCACCCGGCGGAGGAUACAUCAACACCACGGACGAUCAACACACAUGUUCAACCAAGAGUUGAUUGA